Molecule: messenger RNA, 1534 nt
Organism: Mixia osmundae IAM 14324
Lineage: Eukaryota; Fungi; Basidiomycota; Mixiomycetes; Mixiales; Mixiaceae
Exons: 2
Coding region: 335-1474 (379 amino acids)
Source: RefSeq, a predicted model, not a curated record
AUCGAAUAAUUCCGUGCGGGGGACGUCGCUCGCUUUAUGAUCGUGGACAGCCAGGGUGGUGCAUAUGAAGAGCAAGGCAAAACCAUAAAAUGCAAUAAACCAUGCGUUGGUUGACUCUGGCCUGUGGAUGUGUCAUGGUGCUGACCGACAGGCUACGUAGACGACCUCGAGAGUGAUCUGCCAGACUUGUAGCUAUGCACUGAGCACUGUAGAUUCAUUGAAGUCUGGUCCCUCAGUGAAUGAGUCAAUCGCUGCUUCCCCGGUCAGGAGGCGCGCGAUUCGUUGCACAACGCCAUAGCACAGUAGAACCUCAGCGACAGGCCUCAGCAAGACGAUGGCGAGCCAGACAGGGCCGACAGUGAGAGCGAUCUGUACGCCUCAAGACCUUGUCGAUGCUUACAAGCGCAAGGGGAUGUUCGACAAGCUCAGGAAGGAGAUGAUGCUCGCCUUUCUGUCCAACGACUCAAAGGCUGUCUUUGUCGAGCGGAUAGAUGAGAUUGUACGACAGAAGCUCGAAUCCGACCAGCGUCUGUCGUCCUGGCCUCGCAACGAAGCGCAGGCUGAGCUCAUGCGAGAGGUAGAAAGACAUACGAUCUAUGAUCGUGCUGUGAGCCAGAUGGAGACAGACUACCUCAGGCCAAAGCAGAUGGACGCAGAGCUGACGACAGUCCUACAAGAUAAUCGCGAAUCUGUCGAAGCUGCUCGCAAAUUGGCGGCGCAGCUCGAGGCGCAGGAGGCUGCCAGGGCUCAGGAAGCCAGUGAGACGACGACGACGACGACGACGACGACAGCACAAGAUGUCAAGCCAGUUCAGCGAGAGCAGGGCGUAGCAGAUUCCAUGCAGGCUUUCCUGAGCUCUAUCGCGUCGGCCAAGCAAGAAGCGGCACAGGCAGCGGCCAACAAGGCAGCAGCGAUCGCACGGGCGAAAGCCAGAGCGGCAGCAGAAGAGGCUGCCAAGCUUGCUGCUGAGGCACGAGCGAAGGCCGAGGUACAAGCGGAAGCGAGACGACAACGACAGAGCGAUAAGAAAGCUCUCGAGCCCUCUCUGCCCAUUGAUGAGGAGAGCGCACCCGCACGACCACGCCGUCGGCGCUCACGACAUACUGUCGUCAUACGUGAGGAUGCAAAAUCGGAAGACGACGAGAUGAUGAUCACUCCUCCUGCUGCACUCACACGACCGCUCAAGCCAGGCAGUUUCCCUCAACUACCAACACCGCCAGCGACGGCAGAACGGGCACGUAGCUUGGGAAUUUACAACCUUGACAAGAUCGCCAGCGCUAUGCAGUCUCGUCAUGCCCAAGCAAUGCUCGCGCAACAAUUUGGCGGCGACAAUUCUGAUCUCUCUGACCUGUCGGAUCUGGAAGCCGACGCAAUGGAUCUAGCCGAGGCUGAAGUCAUUGGCGAUGCUAUGGACGAGCCAAUAGAUGACGUGCCGUUGCUAGAACGAGCGCAAGAGAGUCCGAGAGGGACAUAGCGUCAGACCCUCAUCAUGUCUACGUAUGCAUGCACGUGUUGUUUUUAGCGCGUUUUGCGA